AGUAGUGUUGUCGCACACGCCAGAGCACGAUGUUGCAAAGAUAUUAUAUUUUUAUCACACGACGACACACUCGCUCUGUCGUGGCUCAACGACUCGCGUUAUUCGAUUAUUAAUGAUGCGCGUGUACGGCGGUGUAGAAGCAGAUGAGAGCGAGGUGCUGAGGUGCGAGAUCGUGGCAAUUGCACGCAACGGGGGUUGAAAAGUUCGCGGUUUACUCUUAAACGAGCACCGAAAAUCACUCCAAUUAUUAUUCCAUUGUUGUCCUACAUCUUGUUUGUUUUUUGUCAUUUUUUUCGUUUGGGCAAUGAGUUACGGUCGAGAGUAAGAGUGAGAGCGGGGUAGUGGGAAAGAGAUAGAAGACCGUGUUAAAGCAGAAAAAAACGGUGUGUAAUAGUGACGGUGGUGGUUAGUGGCUUAGUGAAUAUUUUUUGGUUUUUCUCUCUCCUGUUUUCAACAUUUUCGUUCGUGAGAAUAACACAACUUCAAUGCGAUUCCAAAGGAACAUUGGAUCUUUCGUAAAACAUCACUUGUCAAAAAAAAAUCAGCACGUAAAGAACGUCAACUGUAACUGUCAAUAAAAACGACUUAAAAAGCGUUUUAAUCCAAGGGAAAUUGAAUCAAGUGCCAAAAUGUCGGGUGGUAUUCCGGUUCUACUCAUUACCGCCAACGUUGGCAGUAUUUUCGAAGAUCCUGGCGUUAUGCUGAAAAUAUGGACCGAAGAAUUUUUAUCUACUAUAUCGCGUCUAGACCCUAAAUUUAUAGCUUUACACUGCCAGGAGGUAGGCGGAAAGAAUUACGAGCAAAGUAUGAGGCACGUUGAGGAUUUUGUUAGGCUACUCAUGUCUUCUGAAGAACUCAGGCUUUUCGACAAAGUACGAGUUUAUCUCGAUGAAGAUUUUUCCUCUGCAGAGCACUUUACGGCUCUCGGCAAUUUUUAUUUCGUUCACGAGUCAUUGAAGGACGUAUUGCUUUGGGACUUCAAAGAAUGUUCUUUCGUACCGGUUACCGGAAAGGAGGUACAUUCGGGAAACAUAGAGGAGGUCUCGACCAAGGAAAAGUCCAAAUUUCCACAAGAUUUUUUUCCUGAGUGCAAAUGGUCGAGAAAGGGUUUUUUGCGCACGCGAUGGAGCAUCAGUGGAACUGUUUUCGAUCUCAUAAAUAUACAUUUGUUUCAUGACGCUAGUAACUUUGUCGCAAUGGAAACGUUUCCAUCUGUGUACGGUAAAACACGUAGAAGAGCUUUGGAGCAUACCUUAGACAGGUUUCACAAUGAUCAGUAUGCAAACGUCCCGUAUUUUCUCUUCGGAGAUUUUAAUUUUCGUACAGACACAUCCGGUGUUAUAAAGAAACUUACAGAAGAUACUCACGAAAGCAGGCUGUCGAGUAAGGGUAAUAUUUCUAAAUUACAGUUUCGGAAUACGGACGAAAAUCUAAUACUUACUUUAGGCAAGAAAGAAUUUUCGCACCAUGCGCACCGUCAAGUAUUCGCUGAGAACAGCGGUAAAUGGCUUCGCGAAUACGAUCGAGAACUCGAGGACUUUGAGGGCAGGUUAAUCGAAUUCCCAAUCAAUUUCGUGCCGAGUUAUCCUUUCGAGGAAGACGUUAAUCAAGGAGUGAGCUAUAUGCAAACGAGAGUACCUGCUUGGUGCGAUAGAAUUCUGCUGAGCCCCACAGCAAAAACACUAGUCCAGAACGUAUCAUCCUCGGAAGCGGUGGAGUACGGGAUAAUCGGUCCAACAACUUGCAUGGGUGAUCAUAAGCCAGUCUACUUGAGGGUUAUGCUUGCCUCGGAUGCAGAACCGUUGGAGUUGAAUCACAUUGUGAAAGAAUCAUCAAAGUCAGAGAAUUCAGAGCCAUCGAGUUUGGAGAAGAACGAGGAAUUCUGCAACAACGGCACGGCCACAAUAACUCGUUACAUCCACAUUAAACACGCCGAUGCCUCGGUGAAGAUAUUUCGAGAAACAACAGUCUAAUCAUGUGUGGAUGGAGAAGACAUUGUGCAAAUUCAUCUGAGGAAAAAGUGAAAAGAAGUAGUUAAAAAGAAAUAACGAAAAAUGAUGUUUAGAGCGUACAGAAACGAGAGAAAAAAAAAAGAAAAAAGAAACGAAACGAAUAACAAAUUAUCAGUGUAACCCGUCACAGUGAACAAUUAUUAUCGAUAUUCUAAAUGUCUUCGUGUUCCUAUGAUGCAUUUCAAUUUUUAUUUCGAACAUUUUUUUGUACUUGUGAUUUAAAGAAACUAAGACUUCGCGACCGCCGUACUUAUACGUAUUAAAAAGAAUUUUUGUUCUCUUCACAUGCAAAUAUGUGUGCGCGAUUUACGAAAAACAAGAGAAAACAAAAAAAAAACGAAAACUGAGUUUUUGUUCCGAAUAUAAAAUGACUAACUGGAAAUGGAAACUACGAAAUUUGUAUUGUUCCAUAAAACAGAAUGAAAAAUAGUCUUGUUAAAUUGAAAAUGAUUGAAGUCAAUUUUCACAAAUCCAUUACGAAUUAUUCGAUAACGUGAAUUACAAGGAAUCUUCGUUGUCACGUACGAUGGUGUACAGCCGGAGACGAAUUGCCACCAUUUUUAUUUUUCAAUUACUUUUAGUAGUACUCACAAUCACAUAUAAAUAUUUUCCUUCCAUAUAAGUCUGCGUUUAUCAGCCAUUCCUUACGCGAGUUACGCGACGAAUCAAUUAUCAACGUAAACAAUAGACUGUAUUGUGUUAGAAUAAUAGUUAAAGUAGAAAGAAAAAAGAAAUAAAAACUUUAGUUGUUUUAUCGAAAUCGCAGGAUUGAUUAGACUUGCGUUCCUUCUUUACUAAGAGGGCGGAAUACAUAUACAAAAAUACAAAUAAAAAGGAUUGUUAUUAUACUGCGCUAGUUUUCAUGUAACGACGGAUAAAAUCCUUAAUUACGAGAUUAAUCAUUUUGUCAACCUCAUAAACAGUCAAAUGAAUGUUGUACUUUUAUAAUAUGCGUGUACUUAUAUUUUGUAACGAGAAGAGAUACGUAACGUUAGCGAUGUAUCGGAAGCAUCGCGGUCGAUUUUUUUGACUCGUUAAUGAAGCAAAGUAUUGCAAAAUUAAUCGAAAGCGUAAAGUAAUAAAUGAAAAACAGAAACACAUUAGUUGAUACCAAUAACGAUCGUUAAUUUGCGAGAACAUUAUGUGUAGACACUAGAACGAGAUAUACCUGUUUCAUGUAUUCUUCAGAAUGUGUAGAAAUAAAAUGAUGGCUCUGGCUUUCGACUUAAUCCCAAA
This is a messenger RNA of Venturia canescens, 3248 nucleotides long. It is a transcript of the gene 5PtaseI, whose product is annotated as inositol polyphosphate-5-phosphatase A. The transcript has 12 exons. Gene Ontology annotation, molecular function: inositol-polyphosphate 5-phosphatase activity. Gene Ontology annotation, biological process: phosphatidylinositol dephosphorylation. The record is from RefSeq and is a predicted model, not a curated record. Lineage: Eukaryota; Metazoa; Arthropoda; Insecta; Hymenoptera; Ichneumonidae. The coding region runs from base 630 to 1973 and encodes 447 amino acids.